Daphnia magna is the source of this 1222-nucleotide messenger RNA. Its product is annotated as diphthine methyltransferase-like. NCBI's taxonomy places the organism in Eukaryota, Metazoa, Arthropoda, Branchiopoda, Diplostraca, Daphniidae. Gene Ontology annotation, molecular function: protein binding. The record is from RefSeq and is a predicted model, not a curated record.
AUGGAAAACAUAAAAAAACUUCUGUCGUGGGACACAGUGCUUUACGCUGACUGUGUUGAAUUUUGCCCUUUUGAACCUUACCUUUCUAUAGCCAUCUGUGGCACUUAUCAAUUGUGUGAAAGUGAAGCGUCGCGCGUUGGUCGCCUCAGUCUCCAUUCGAUCGACCCCGAUCAGAUCGAUUUAACUCCUAUUCAGAUAGUUGACAGUCCCGGUAUCCUCGAUGUAAAAUGGUGCCGACAAAAAUCAUACAAUCAAAUAUCCCUGGCUGUUGCCAAUUCAAUCGGUCAAAUCGUCGUUUACACGUUUGACCCCGACUCAGUUAUCCGGCAACAGCACGUGCAAAACAUAGGUGAUGUUGAUAGGGGCCGUUUAGCACUAUCGUGUGAUUGGUAUGGUGGCUGCAAGAUCGCCGUUAGCGACUCGAAAGGCGAAGUGUCGUGUUUAAAUAUCAACAAUCAAGGACCGGAACUAGUUGGCACAUGGAAGGCGCACGAUUAUGAAGCAUGGGUGGCCUCGUUCGAUCGUCACUCGGACCAGCUCAUUUAUUCUGGUGGAGACGAUAGUUGCUUCCGCUUGUGGGAUAUGCGUGAUACGACCAGCUCUGUUCUGACCAACAGGAAAGCUCAUCAGAUGGGAGUGACGAGCAUUGAAACAUCACCUGUCGACAGCAAUAUUCUCGCCACUGGAAGCUAUGACGAGAGACUUUUAAUGUGGGACAAGCGUCAUAUGAAAAAUUGGGUGAGCGAAACCAAUCUGGGCGGUGGUGUUUGGAAACUUAAGUGGGAACCGGUUAGUGCUCGUCACCUUUUGGCAGCCACCAUGCACAACGGCUUCCAUCUGGUUGAUUGCCUCGGUACAUCCGGGGAAACGAGUAGAGAACAGCUCUCGUUUGAACCCACGAUUGUUGGCUCAUACCAAGAGCAUUCGAGCCUGGCUUACGGCUGUGAUUGGGGCCGACAAUUGUCAUCUAGCGGUCGACGGACGAUUGCCUCGUGUUCCUUUUAUGAUCAUUCACUUCACGUGUGGUCUUGGUUACCCUAGGUGCAAUUGGAUGACCGGGACAUGGAAGACUGACGCCCGAUCUUUUACUUCAGCAACUUCACCUUUACUUUCUUAUUUUCUUAUGUCAUAUUUUGACCAAACGGUUCAAGGCAAAGGUACUGUCGAUCAGUUGUGUAUGUGAAACUUGAAUGGGAAAAAAUGAAAAGCAACUCUUCCACUU